Messenger RNA from Leguminivora glycinivorella, 1777 nucleotides. Its product is annotated as transmembrane protein 181. Gene Ontology annotation, molecular function: toxic substance binding. Lineage: Eukaryota; Metazoa; Arthropoda; Insecta; Lepidoptera; Tortricidae. The coding region runs from base 133 to 1716 and encodes 527 amino acids. The record is from RefSeq and is a predicted model, not a curated record. The transcript is spliced from 12 exons.
ACCACUACAUGUGGCGAUAACUAUUUUAUUACUAAACCCCUUUAUACACAACAUUCAUGUUCUGUGUGUUUAUUUCUAUAUAGUCAAGCAUUCUAAUUAUUUACUCAUAGUUAAAAUUAGUGUUUUGAAACCAUGGAUUCGGCGAACGUCGGCUAUUCUUACCACUUACCAGCUGGAGGGUGGAACUAUAAAAUACGGAAUACUCUGUCGCAAUUCAGUGAUUUGUUUAGUGAAUUUAACAAGUAUAUUGCUCCGGCGUAUCACCAUGAUCGGUGUGAGAGAUCCGUUCCGAUGAGGAUAUACUCGAUGCACAAAGGAGAGUUCGUGAUGGUCUUCAUAGCUUUCUUCGCUUGCUUUGGUCUCGGUGUUUUCAUAGGAUUAGCUGGCCCCUCACCCACAUCCACAACAGCUGUCACCGCUUCGAGUAUCCUAACCAACUCGAGCAACAUCUACAGCGGACCUUUUCAUCUACACAGCCCGUCUUUGGGCACUAAAGUGCAGCAACUUUGGCUGUUAGCUGAGAUUAAUACUAAUAACAAUGACGAAGAAAUUUUCGACAAGAGUUUCCAAAUAAGUAUAUCUAUAGACGGAGUAUUAAGUGAUCAUACGACCUUCAACUUGCUGCCAGAAAGCGAGCUAACCAACAGAACACAACACUUAAAGUGCAAGCAGCAAGUCUGUGAAGAAGUACUAGUUUUACACCUGGGUUCGCUCGAGUACACGCACUAUAUGCUGCACGUUCAUUUCUACGGCCUUCAGGAGUUCCACAAGCGGUAUUUUAUUAAGGAGAUAUUUUUCUACUUUAAAACGUACAACCCGGCCUUCACGCAGAUGGAGACAUGGUUCCGCUUCAUGUUUCUACUCACCACUUUCACUGUCGCCUGUUGGUUCGCGCACUCGCUGAGAAAGUACUCGACACACGACUGGGCGAUCGAGCAGAAGUGGCUGUCGUUGUUGCUGCCAAUGCUGCUACUGUACAAUGACCCGAUCUUCCCCCUCCGUCUAGUCUCCGGCAGCUGUUUCGCGCCGCUACUUGACUCCAUCUUCCAGACAACCUUCCUGGCUUGCGUCAUGUUAUCUUGGCUAGCCCUCUACCAUGGACUUAGACAGAACGAGCGAGGGUUCCUGUCAUUCUACCUAGUGAAGCUGGUGGUGGUGGGCGCGGCGUGGACGCCGGGCGUGGUGCUCGCCGUCUGGCAGAAGUACCGCGGCUACCAGGACCCCACAUACAACUACAUGUUAAACCCCAACUACGAGAUGGUGAAGAUAAUGUUCUUCACUGCGAUCGUCGUUUACUUCUUGUACCUGCUUAUCCUAAUCGUCAAGGCCUACAGUGAUCUUAGGAAUAUGCCUUUCUUCGAUGUGCGACUCCGCUGCCUCUCAACAGUGGUAGCGACCGUGUGCACAAUAACCGCCCUAUUGGGCGCCCAAUCCUGGGGCCCGGCAGCCCUGCAGGACCACUGGGCGUCGCAGCCGCGAGUGCACUACGACACUUCGGCGCCCUUCUGCGCGCUUUACGGGUUGUUCAACUUCAACCUGUACAUACUGGCGUAUCUGUUCUCUCCAGGGCCCGGCUCUGUACACGAAACCGCCAUAACCAAAGACAACCCAGCGUUCUCGAUGAUCAACGAUUCCGACGAAGAAGUCAUAUACGGCUCCGACGAAGAGAGUCGACGACCCCUGAACUCACACCACCGGAUGAACGAAGACAUAUGAUUCAAUCCAUAGACAAAGUGAAUGUAUUUUUUUCUUGUUAUAAAGUUAUAUUGAGGACUAA